This is a messenger RNA of Cyprinus carpio (common carp), 810 nucleotides long. RefSeq names its product mitotic spindle organizing protein 2B (gene mzt2b). Lineage: Eukaryota; Metazoa; Chordata; Actinopteri; Cypriniformes; Cyprinidae. The record is from RefSeq and is a predicted model, not a curated record. Gene Ontology annotation, cellular component: centrosome; spindle.
UUUCUAGCGCCUUCUAGAGGAAGACAUCUGCCGACGCCUUCUCCAGACCACAUGGUGGCAGUAAGUAAUGCUACUUUUGUGUUUAUUAAGCAACACAACAAAGCUGGGGAGGAAGGACGCGGGCAAUUCACUAGAGCGCUUUUUGUUUAGGUGACGCAUAUGUCACAGUCAGCGCAGCCCGGCGCGAUGCCCUCAGCCCCGGACUCCCCAUCACUGAACGUGACCGUGAGCGGGAAUGUGCAGAAAUACAGCAUCAAGAAGAAAAAGGUCCUAAACGCGGAGGAGACUGAGCUGUUCGAGCUCACUCAGGCUGCUGGGAUAGUCAUUGAUCAAGAGGUUUUCAAGAUCAUAGUGGACCUGUUAAAGAUGAACGUUGCUCCUCUGGCAGUCUUUCAGACCCUAAAGACCAUGUGUGCGGGACAGAAGGUCUCUGAAACAUCCACCGGUGACACAUCCACAGUGUCCCACACUGCCACUGCGCCUUCUGAGUCUAGAGAAGAGGAGGGUGUGGUCUCAGGCAAGAGCGCUAAAACUGCAGCCCCUCCCUCUGCAUCUGUGCCCCGCCCACCUAGGGGAGGGGCUAAGAUAGUGGUCUACAGUGCGGGCGACACGAGUGCUCCUGUCUCUCAAGUACGCAGUAAAACAAGUUCAGGGCAAGGGGAGAAAUCGGCAAGAGAUGGUUCUAGCCAGCGAGUGCCACGGCAGGUCAGCGCCACCAGAGGGCAGAAGAGCGCCAAGAGCUCAGGCAGCAGCAGCUCGUCUUCUCAGCUCACUUCCAACUGAAGUUCUAAAUAAACAAAACAAAACAAA